AUGGGGUUGUGUAAGAUGUCAUUUGCCUUGGUUUGUCUCCUAGGUUUAGCCCUCCUCCAACCCACUCUUGCCCAAGACUCACCACAAGACUACCUCAAUGCCCACAAUGCCGCUCGAGCGGCAGUAGGUGUUCAAGCCUUAACGUGGGAUCCAAACCUAGCAGCUUAUGCACAAAGAUAUGCCAAUUCCCGUCAAGGUGAUUGCAAUCUUGUGCACUCUGGCGGGCCUUAUGGCGAAAACAUAGCGAAGAGUAGCGGUGACAUGUCCGGCACAGCUGCGGUGAACUUGUUUGUGGCAGAGAAGGCCAACUAUGACUACAACUCAAACACCUGUGCUCCUAACAAGGUGUGUGGCCAUUAUACUCAGGUUGUUUGGCGCAACUCAGCUCGUGUAGGAUGUGCCAAAGUUAGGUGCAACAAUGGAGGUACCUUCAUUGGGUGCAAUUAUGAUCCCCGAGGCAACUAUAUUGGCCAGAAGCCUUACUGA
Molecule: messenger RNA, 486 nt
Organism: Prunus armeniaca (apricot)
Lineage: Eukaryota; Viridiplantae; Streptophyta; Magnoliopsida; Rosales; Rosaceae
Source: the annotation of a GenBank genome assembly